Messenger RNA from Syngnathoides biaculeatus (alligator pipefish), 16112 nucleotides. It is a transcript of the gene wnk3, whose product is annotated as WNK lysine deficient protein kinase 3. The transcript is spliced from 25 exons. Bases 964 to 9675 code for a protein of 2903 amino acids. Gene Ontology annotation, cellular component: cytosol; cytoplasm. Gene Ontology annotation, molecular function: ATP binding; potassium channel inhibitor activity; protein serine/threonine kinase activity. Gene Ontology annotation, biological process: intracellular signal transduction; positive regulation of potassium ion import across plasma membrane; monoatomic ion homeostasis. The record is from RefSeq and is a predicted model, not a curated record. NCBI's taxonomy places the organism in Eukaryota, Metazoa, Chordata, Actinopteri, Syngnathiformes, Syngnathidae.
AUGAUGAUGAUGAUCCCUGUGGCAAGUGUACGUGGGCGAGCGUUCAGUUGAGUUCACACGUUCUGAAAUGGAGUUGUCGUGGGUUUCUUGUUAAUAAUGUCAUGCUACCGAGAGACAGACAUUAUUAUUUGGCCUUCUAGCCAAAUAGUGAAUGGCCGCUUGCGAGGAGCGGACGGGGACAGUCGUCAGGCGGCGGCGACGGUGGCGACGGGCAUCGUGUGAGGAGCAAGAAAAAGACGAGCACCGGCGGCGCCAGACAAGCGAAACAACGCCGGCGGAGGAACGGAGCACUGGACUCCACCGGCGGCGGAGCUCCACAGACAACUCGAUCUGGGUCAUUUUCAAGCCUUACAACAGCAGUGAAAACAUACUACAGGCGGUCUUUUCUUUUUUUUUUUUUUUUUUUUUAAUCUAUACAUAUAAUAGCGUGUUUUCUUUUUAAAGGUUUUUAGUGUAAAUACCGAGCUGCAACGUUUGUACAAAGAAAUACAUCACGUUUAUUUUUUUGCUUAAUUGCUACGGUUUUUUUUUUUUUUUAAUAAAUGCAUCGCGGGACCUGACGAGACAUGAUGUGGCAUUCGGGCUUCAGUUGAAGACAAUUGCUCGAAGACUGCAUCUCUCCCCGUAAGCAUGUGAAAAUACGCUCCUUGAGUGUGUUAAUAAGGCCUUCAAGUCGUGCUGUUUGCUUGGCUUAGUUGUGUCCUCAAGUGGAUUCUGAAGAAAAUGUGGAGGAUGCUACAAAGGAAAGUGAGCACGUAAAAUAUUCUCCUCUGAUCUCACUGUGGAAGAAAUGAUAAAUAUGAGAGGGAGGAAAGUGGCUGAGGGUCACUAGUUUGAGGACAGCUGACACCUUUUAGGACAAGGAGAAAAAAAGUCUGGAGAACUGAGAGAGAGCAAGAGAGAGUUAGGCAGACAGGGACUGACAGAGAAGAAAAGCUGCAAGAGGGGUCUCGGCAAAUUUCCAUGGCUACCGACCCAGGAGAGCCGACGGGCACAGAGGACUCCUCGGAGAAAUCCGAUGGACAGAGGAAGGAGGACCUGAACCAGGAGGGUUGUGUGAACACGCAGAGCAACAGGACAUACAGCAACCCUUCAGAUGUCCUUCCAUCUCAGGCUGAUGGAAGGGGAAGGACUGGAGAAGAGCAUCGAGAAACUGGAAUUGCACAUCAGGAAGCUGUGGUAGCCUCAGUCACACCUCAGAUUUUCUUCUCAACGCCCACAUUACCAGUUGAUACAGGACAGAAAUGUCAGAGGCGGGAGAAGCGCUUCUUCAGGAAGAGCGUAGAGAUUUGUGAGGACGAAGAUGACGUAGUUCUCCCAGAAGCUCCUCACAGUGCGCCCCACUUAGAGCUGCGCUCCUUUGACCCAGUCUUCACCAGCAAUGUGCAAGGAGCUGUGUCCUGCGCUGCCUUGCGCCAAGACCCAUCUUGCCCUAGUGACCAGGAGCCUGGCAAGGGUGGCCCUCCUUCCUCACCCUCCCAAAAGGGGAAAGAGAGGGAGCGCGAGCAGGAAGAGGAGGCAGAAAUGAAAGCUGUGGCCACCUCUCCUGGAGGCAGGUUCCUUAAAUUUGAUAUUGAACUGGGCAGAGGAGCUUUCAAGACAGUUUUCAAAGGCCUGGACACUGAGACCUGGGUGGAGGUGGCUUGGUGUGAACUUCAGGACCGCAAGCUGACUAAGGCGGAGCAGCAGCGCUUCAAAGAAGAGGCUGAAAUGUUGAAAGGGCUCCAGCAUCCUAACAUUGUGCGCUUCUACGACUCAUGGGAAUCUGUACUUCGUGGCAAGAAGUGCAUCGUCCUCGUCACUGAACUCAUGACCUCAGGAACACUCAAAACGUACCUGAAACGUUUUAAGGUAAUGAAGCCCAAGGUGCUGAGGAGCUGGUGUCGUCAAAUCCUGAAGGGCCUUCAUUUCCUGCAUACCAGGACCCCUCCCAUCGUACACAGAGAUCUCAAAUGCGACAACAUCUUCAUUACGGGCCCCACUGGUUCUGUAAAAAUAGGGGAUCUGGGACUCGCCACCCUCAUGAGGACCUCUUUUGCCAAAAGCGUCAUAGGAACUCCAGAGUUCAUGGCUCCAGAGAUGUAUGAGGAGCAUUAUGAUGAGUCUGUGGACGUCUACGCAUUUGGAAUGUGCAUGUUGGAAAUGGCAACUUCCGAAUACCCCUACUCAGAGUGCCAAAAUGCCGCUCAAAUUUAUCGCAAAGUCACAAGCGGUAUAAAACCAGCCAGUUUUGAUAAAGUGAAUGAUCCAGAGAUUAAAGAGAUCAUUGAAGGUUGUAUCCGUCAGAACAAGAGCCAGAGGCUCUCCAUCCGAGACCUCCUGAACCAUGCGUUCUUUGGGGAAGACACAGGGGUUCGUGUGGAGUUGGCAGAGGAAGACACAGGCACACAGGACUGUUUGGCUCUCCGGAUUUGGGUUGAGGAACCCAAAAAGCUCAAGGGGAAACACAAAGACAACGAGGCCAUCGAGUUUAGCUAUGACCUGGAGAAUGACAGUGCUGAGGAAGUGGCUCUAGAGAUGGUCAAGUCUGGCUUCUUCCACGAGAGUGAUGCCAAGGUGGUGGGGAAAUCCAUUCGGGACAGAGUCAGUCUGAUCAAGAAGUCGCGAGAGCGACGGCAGCAACAGCUGCUCCAUCAACAGCAGCAGAGAUUUGAAGAAAGACGCGACUCUACUCUAACUUCCUUGUCCCAUCCAUCCCCAUCGUCACUUUGUGGGGGAGCAACAGGAGGAGGGAAGGAAUCUGAAAAUCUGCCUGAAGUGGACCAACAUGUUGUCAGAGGGGGAACACUUUGCUUGCCAGGGGAAAGUCUUGGGUCUGCCAACUGUGGAUCAUACGCUAGCGGCCAAAGCCAGUCACACUCUCAACUGGGCGAAUUGUUCACUUGCGCUCAGACUUCCCAGCCUGUUACUACAUCUUGCACCGCUGUACUGACUAAUCCUCCGAGGCUCCCAGCUGCUGAAGGUGGAGGUGUUCCGAGUUUGCCGCUUGACCAGAGUGUCAGUUUGUCCAGCGUCGGCCACAGCAGAGGCCCAUCUGUUGGUCAGGGCUUUCCUCAGCCCACCGCCAUGGUUCAACAGGUAUUGCCAAGUAUACCUCAGCAAAAUUUUCAGUCACAAACAUUCCCAUCAGAUACAUUUCAAACCACUGCCCCCCAAAUGUCACUGGCCCCCUCACAGUCAUACAUCACUGCUGUUUCCCCACAAGUUCUCACUUCAUCCAUGUCCCUCAGUGAUCCUGCCGGGCUCAUAGUGACUAUUGUUCCCCUCGCUCACCACCCCGAGCCCCAGGCCCCACCCGUGCAGCUCACUGACAUCAUUCAGCAGCCAACACCCCAACAAACGCAACCUCUCCAAGCGAUUGAAUCACAGAUAGGGCCAGGUGGCAAGAGCGCUGGCCUUCAACAGAACCUAAUGGAGUGCCAGGUUGCCCUGCCAGAGCAACACUUGAGCACCACUCAGUCUCCAGUAGGACAGCUACAAAAGAGCCUUCCAGCUAUAGCGGUCCUGAAACAUCAACAUGAGCCUCAACAGCAUCAGACCCUUCCCCCAACUCCACUGGACCAAGCGGCAAGAGCAGGUACGGCUCAACAAGCUUUGUUAUUGCCACCACCGGGAGAAUAUUCGCAACAAGUGAAGGAUCCUUGUGAGCAGAUCACCAUACAACCCCAGCAGCAACAGCAAACCUUGCUACAAGUUUCAGGACUUGACCAACAUCAAACCUAUAUCCCACUUGAUCAACAACAAGCGCAAGUACAGCAACAGCAACUGGAACAGCAGCACGCCAUUGUACACAAGCACGUAAUGGAUCAGCAACAAGCUCUUAUUCAACAGCAGCAUCAAGCCAUUCCACAGCAAGCACUUUCUCAACAUCUUCUAGGGCAAGAGCAGCAGAAACAAUUGUGUCAACAAUUGGAAAAUGCCCAGGCAAGAAUACACGAAGAUCCACUGAAACCACAGCAAGCACUGCAUGAGCAGCCCAAGCUGACUCAACAGGAACAACAACAAGAAGAUCUCUUACAACAGCAUUUCCAGCAACAGCUUGUCUUACAGCAGCAACUAAAGCAGAAGGCUCAGCUGGUGCCCCAACAAAUCCAGCAGCAAGCUCUUCUGCAACAACAGCAGCGACAAGAGGUUCUGCCUCGAGAUCAAACUGAAAGGUUACAAAAAGAGGCUCUAUUACAACAACAAUUUCAAGAGCAGCAACAGUGGCAAGCUGCCAUUGUUCAACUUCAGCAAACAGAAAUACAAGAUACCGUCUCUUCUCUUCAAAGCAGUCGUGAGCAGCAAAUACAACAGAAACAAUCUGAAAUGCAUCAGGCUUGCACUCCUCAACUAAACGGCGCUCAGUUCAUAGCGCAGAAUCCCCUUGUGGGACAACAAGCUGCACUAAUCAUGCAGCAGCAAGUGUAUUGUACGCCGCCUAAGCACGGUACACUUACAGGGGAACCUCACAACCCAGUUAGAGUUCCACUUAGCGGUGAUGUGAGUCAAUACUACGUUCAUACUGAUUGCCCAGCCCCGGGUCCCAUGGUCAUGCAGCCUGUCAAGUCAUCUGGUGUCCUCCCAGCUCAAGUGUUCUCCCAGUCUGGACAAGGUGAAGUUCAUACUCAGAACCAAAGUCAUAUUCCGGUCCAAUACAUAAGCCAAUCUACCACCGAAGCAGCUCAAAUGAUGAUUGAGCCUCUUGUUCCUGUGGUUGGAAUUACCCAAGGACAAGUACAAAAUAUAAUCCAAGCCCAGAAGGUUCCAAGUCCUUAUCCUGAACCAACAACUUCUACCCUGAAACCAGUGUCUUCUCAGGCAAUAAUUCUGGCUCAGCCUCUGCAGCCACCAGAAUGUCAGUCGAAACCAUCGUACAGCCAGAACUCCUCUGCUGAUGUUAAGCUCAUUGGCCAGCAAAGCCAAUAUUCUGUCCCAUGUUCAGGUACAAUUCCUGGUCAGAUACAGCAUGAGACUCAUGUUCUACAUAAUGUUCAAAUGCCAGGCGCGCUGCAGUCUCAGCUUCAACAACAAACUCCAAGCCAUAUGAUUUUCCAGGCACAAAGUCACCCUGCAGUAAGCCAGCCAGUGCUGCAGUAUCAGCAGGUGGCUAUGUCUGCUGUAACCAACACAACCAGUUUGAAUACUCUGGAUCCUGCAUGCAUUGUUACCACUGCAGGUAAUAUUCCAGAUGUCCUGGUUCAACCGCAGCCAUUAGGAAACAACACAAACUCCUCAGUUAUUCAACCCAUCUCCCAACCACAGCCAUGGAUACUUUCUCAAGAUCAGCAACUGCCACCUUCUUCCCUAAUCCAGUUGCCAGUUGAGCUCAUCCUGGCUCCAGGCCAGCCAAAAUCUACUCUAAAUGAAGUCAUGAUUGGCAGGGAUGAGACUGAGCUGCCAGUGCAACAAUGUCAGCCUGCUGCACAUCCUGACACGCAACCAUCCGCCAGGAAUGUGGGCGAUAAUCUUUCCUGGAGUAUGAACCUCCCGUCCUUGUGCAAGACCUCAACGACAGCCAUAGCACCUUCUAGUCAGCACCAGGCCAAGUACAUGCUGCCAGCACACACUCAUGCACAAACCAGUAAUCAGGUCCAGACAAACAUUAAAGAAAAGGCCUAUUCUCACACACAGACACCACCUGCCGAAGCACCCAUUCUUCUUAAUGCAACCUUCCCUGUACAUCAAAUAGUCCCUAGCCCCUCUCACACCUUGUCAUCCCUGUCAUCACUACCAUCUUGCCAUCCUGCGCCUGCUACCCCUAUGCCAGAGAUGCCAUCUCCACCAGCAGCCCAGGUCACCUUACCAGGGCAAAGCAACUUUGUACCUACCUCCCCUCCACCUGCUGCCACUACAGACAUGCUUAAUUGUCAGGCCCCCAACCUACCCCAAGCCUCUCUGCAAGACUGUGACAUUUCCCUGCUGGGCAUUUCUCAGGAUUGUCUACCUCUGUCAAAUACAGAACGCCCUUCCUCAACUGGUUCUGGGCCAACAAAUGGAGAAACUGUUCUGCUCUUGGAAAAUGGCAAAUUUGAAAAAGUAAAGGGCCAGAGGAGAACAUCUUCUCUGAGACCCGAUAAAGUUGCACAUCAGUUUCAACUGAGUAUGCUCCAGGUGUCAGGCAGUGGAGACAACAUGGUGGAAUGCCAGUUGGAGACCCAUAGCAACAAAAUGGUGACAUUUAAAUUUGAUAUGGAGGGAGAUGCACCAGAGGAUAUAGCAGAUUACAUGGUGGAAGAAGUCUUUGUCCUUGAUGUGGAAAAAGACAAGUUUAUUGAAGACCUCAAAGCAAUAGUUGAGAAAGCACAGGAAAUACUACAAACACAUUCACUUACUGGCUCUACUGAUCAAUUACAAGUCAGCACUCCCACAAGCUCUACGUCCGAUUCUGUACCGCAUUCCUCUCCGGUGGGUCGGUGGCGUUUCUUUAUCAACCAGACCAUUCGCCAUAGAGACUCUCUCUCUAGUCAGGGAGCAGCCACGACACCUCCCACUGGAGAAACAAGGACACUCUCACCCCCCAAAACGGACAAAGAAAAUGAAAGUUCCCAGAGUCAAAGCUCCGUCAGUGGAGUGUCCUCUUCACCUUGCACCACAUCAUAUGCACUGUCAACUGUCUCACCCCCCUCUGCUACAACUGCACCCACUUCACACGCCACUUCACCUGAAAGCAUUCUUAAAGCCUCUGGCCCUCAAAAUAUUUCAGCUUGUCUCGAUCUGCCAGACCUCAACUCAACCUCUGUUGACCAAAGGCUCAGUGUGCUGACAUCCACAGCAAUAUCUGGUGCCACCAACCUUACUGCUAUGUCCACUACUACCAUCGUUGUGCCUCCCAUGCUGAAUACCAUUCAGGCUGAUGUCACAGUAAGCCAUCCUGACUUGGAGCAACUCCGGCAGACUGUCUCCCAAGGACGGACAUCAGCUCCACAGCAGGAGAAUCUGGUGGCCCAGCAACAAUUGCAGCCAGAGCAACAAGCGCAAGACCAAAUACAGGCAACGCUGCACCAACAAAAACCACUGGAAGUUUACCAGGAGCAAAUUCACCUGCUGCAGGAACAGGAGUUUGUGCAGCAGCAGCAACACUUAAACACACAGCAGACUGUGUACGUGCCACAGCAGCAGCAACAUCAACAUUUCCUUAGUAGCCACGUGGCACAACCAACCCAAAUGCCUGCUGACUUGCCACCACAACAUUGCCAGAUACAAAACCUAGAGGAAGAAGAAGUGGCGAGAGCCGCAGACACACCUCUGAAACAACAUCCCCUUCCCAAACAGUCCUCUUUGCAACAGUCUGAGUCUGAGGUGUCCACCGGAGAAAUGAGCGUCACAGACGACGCAGUACUCUUUCAUCCUUCCUCUGACUCUUCUCUGCCACCUCCUCAUUUGGCAGCAAAUGAAACCUCCUUUCUCCCUCUCUCCCUGACACUUACCCCAUCCCCUGCCCAGCCCUCCUCGGUAGCCGAGUCAGACAGCGAAGGUCCCCCCAAAAUAGAAUUUGGAGACAAUCGUAUGAAGACGCUGGAUGAAAAGCUGAGGAACUUAUUGUAUCAAGAGCACAGCGGCGGCGGUGGGGCUCCGGCCGGAGGAGCUGGGUCCGCUCCGACGUUAACAUCAGCUGCCUCCAUAUCUGCAGUUGGAGAUGAGUCAUCGGAGCUGCAUCAAUUGUCAUUCCCACCACCUGCAUCUGUUUCAGAUGCUUCUCCACACUCCUCCUCCUCCACCACCACUUCCUCUUCCUCCACCACCACCAACCCUGGGCCUGAGAGCUGUGGAGGAGGAGACAAAAGCUCCUCAGAAGUUCUUCACUCAGAAGACCAAGCGCUGGGAGAGCAGCAUCCUUGCCUAUCUUACCCUUCCACCACCACAACAACCACAACGACCACACCACCUCUUGCAUCUCGCCUCCCUGCCAGUCAGGAUGUUCCUGCUGCACCUCAGCGGCCUCCUGUACCAGGAGAACCAACUAUUCUUGCUGUACACCGACACUCAGACAACACCACCACCGGAGAAGCAUUGCAGCCCCACUGCCAGCAGAUCCCCCUCCGCCACGGAGCGCAGCGGCAUAAUGCAGGAGGUGGAUAUUUUGGCCUAAACCUGACAUGUCCUAGUAUCAGAAAUCCUGUUUCUAGCAAGAAAUCCUGGACGCGCAAAUUCAAAAACUGGGCAUGCAAACUGCGCCAUUCCGCCAGCUUGUUCAAGAAGCCUAAAAUCCAGCAAGUUUCGUUAUCAGAUGAGCGAUCCCGCAGCCAGUCAUUCAAAGAGGUGAAAGAGAUGGCCCCGCAUCCAACUCAGUCGCGUCAAGGACGAUUCCACGUGACCCCAGUGCCUCAAUCCUCCCUACCCAAGGAUGCAUCAUCAGGCCACGGCAGCACUCUAAGAAAAGUGGGCCGCUUCUCCGUGACAAAGGCUGAGAUGCAGGAUGAGUUGGGGCAGAUGGGCAGCGCUCGGGUUUCUCCUGUUUUGCUCAGAGAGAGGAGGAGAUCACGGGUAAAGGAGGAGAAAGAUGAAAGCAGGAAGACCCCAGUAAUGGCCCAUCGAGCUCGAGCUCACGGGCACAGCCACUCCCCUGUAGACAGCAGCGACGAUGACGAUGAAGGGAGUGAGUUGGAAGAUGAAGACCUGAAAAGAGAACUGCACAAGCUGAGAGAGAAGCACAUCAAAGAAGUGGUGUCGCUUCAGGCCCAACAGAACCGAGAGCUGGAAGAACUGUACAGACAGCUGCGUUCCCAAAAAGACCAAAGGCAAAGUCUUCCUGUUUGCUUGUCUCGGAGCCCCGCUCUUCCCGGUGUGCCGCCGGUCCUCUCUCCUCGUAGGCCCAGGCCAGCCAAAAUCAAACUCCGGCCCCGACCUCACUCUCAUAUGGACAAUAAUGGAGUCACACAUGCCGGAUUUCAACAGUCGAGCAGUUUUUCGGGGGCUGAACAGUGUGGAGUGCCUCCUCAUUGCAUCUCGGAACAUCGCUCCUCACUCCCUACCAAAAGAGAUCAAAGCCCUGCCAGGAACAACACGUUCACAGAUGAACUGCACAAGUUGGUUGAUAACUGGACAAAGGAAGCUGUGGGCCAAACCAUACCCAAGCCUUCUCUCAAUCAGAUCAAACACAUUCAGCAGGUGCAGGAGUCUGGAGGCUGGUCCCAGCCAAUGGAGGCCGAUCCACCAGCUUGGUUUCCAUUGGUCCCACUGAACCCACAGGCACCCCCAGUUGCUACCAGCUUGUCUGUGGCAGCCCCUCCCCCGAAGAACAUAGAAGGAGGGGGCCUGUCCAUCUCCCACGGGCCUCUAGCCCAAGCGCACAUGGCCCAAGGGCCACAUAUGCAGCCCAGUUUACACCUCCAGCAGCAGAUGACCUUUCAGCAGGCCCCAGUGUGCAAGCAAGUACAACAACAGCCCCGAGUCCCGCAGUCUCUUGUGCACACGCCGGCCGUUGUCCGGCCCCCUGGCUCGUCGCCUCAAAGCCAACCGCCGCUGCCUUCCCUUGCAUCUCAGACAGCCACAGCUAUGUCUGUGCUCCCCAGCAGCGGUCCCUCCACACCCACGGAUAGCAGCACUGCCAGCGGGGCGGCCUUUUGCUCUUGUUCCUCCUCAUCUUCAACCUGCUGCUCCUCCUCCUCCUGUUUGAAAGCUGCUGUACCUUCCAGUGCCAAAAAUCACCCAACAGACGCCCCCGUCUCCACACUUCUUCUGGGACAGAAAUGAAAACAAGGUUGGUGUAGUUUUGGAAAAAAAAAGGUGCCAGAAAAGAAUGGAGUUGAAUGAAUGAGUUGGAGCAGGAAGUGGUGCAGAUCCAUUCAGAUUAUUAGGCUGGAUUUACACCACAGUAAUGAUAGGAACCAAGGUCUGUUGCAUAUAGCUUAAAAAAAAAAAAACAUAAGGAAUUCAUUCCCCCUCACCAUAUUUUUUUAAUUUGUAAUUUCCUAUGUCCAUAGUUAAAACUAACGAUUUUUUUUAAAUAUGCACAGGAAGUGUGCAUGGAUUUGUGGUGCAAACUUCAUAACUUGAAGAAACAACACGGGAAAAACUUCCUCGCCGACAUACAAAAUCUUAGUCACAGUCGAGAUGCAUCGCUUAAUCAUACUUCCUUGACACCAACUACCUUUAGCAAUGUCUUUGGCACCAUCUUGUGGUAUCCCAGCACAUUCAUAGAAAAAAAAGUAAGUCAGUAAGUUUCUUUCGGCUUGUCUCGUUAGGGGUCGCCACAGUGUGCCAUCUCAGAUGAACGCUCGUAAAAAGUAUUUAAAAAAUUUUUUUUCAUCGAUUAGCUAAGCAUCAGAUCCUGAGGAAAGAUUUCAUUUGGUAAAAAUGCACCCGAACUGUCCAUGUACAUGACUAAACUUCAUUUAGAAAGCCAGACUAAUAGCUCCACCUCGACAUUAAAAAAAAAAGCCUGCCUCUCAGUUGAGAUGUAUUACUAUUUCUUUUAGACCAAUUACUGUACUACUUUCCGAUUUAUAAAGGGCUUUGUCGGCAUUUCAGGAAGAACACACAACCCAUAAUUAGGUCUUCCAAAUUUGGAUAAAAAAACAGAUAUGAAAGGGACAUCUGCCAAUGUGAGUGCAGCAUAAAGAUACAGUAGAUCAAAUCUACCCCUACAUGAGCAUGAUGUCAUCAAAAUAUGAUUGCAACAAUAAUUUACAACAAAAACACAGCCCAUUAAAUAUGGUGUUAAUAUGCUAGAUUUGAGGUUACGCAAACUAAGGAAAAUCAUGAGUCAUGCGGUGGUUACCUGAAUUUAAACUUCUGGGAGGAGGAGUCAAUCCAAAGCAACCAAACAUGAUGUAAUUUUUAAUAUUUGUGCCACUUAUAUAUACACCCAAUGCCCUUGGUGGAAUUUAUGACAUUGCAUAUGGCCACUAAAUUGAAAAUAGCCAUUUAGAGCUGUAAUGUUAAUCCAGUCUUAGAUCAGCAUUCGCACGAGUGAACUGCAAUGGAUAUUGACGCAAUGUGGCAUGAAUGUGAGAGAUAAGCGGCUCUAUAGUAUGUACAAUUUGUCGGUGACAUUGAACGCAGCACCUGAGCUUUGUGAAUCUUUGUGGGUCUUGUUUUUUUCAUGUGUGUGUGUGUGUUUGUGUACAGAUUGUGGCAGAGAAUUUGCAACGCUGCUCUCACAAAACAUUUACUGAUCAAAAGGUCACCUCCAGAAACAGACAAAAUAUAUGUUGCUUGUAUGUUUCUUUUCCAUUUGUCAAUGCUUGCAGUGAAAGGACGAUCAAUUUUAAAAGUGCAAUUAGUAAUGAUCAUGGAAAUUGAUCAGCAUGUAUUGUAAGUAUUUGUCUGUAUGUUAUAAACUAUUUUUGUAUACGCAAAGUGAUGAAACUCAUUGGGGAUCUUUUCAAAGGGUUAGGCCUCAAGCACAGACUGCUUCAGUGGACCAUGUAAAAAGGAAGAAAUAUAUAUAUAGGGUUUCAGAAUAGGCUUUAUUUUAAGACGGACAACUCAGAUUUACCAAAAGCAACAAGGAAGGAUUUCUUUUGUGGGGCUCAUUAAUCCAAACGCCAAUCCAUUAGUGAAAUAAACCUUAAAAAUGUAUUGCACAUAAAUAAGACCACCCCAGUAAUUAAUAAUGUUCCUUUAAGUGCUAAUUACUGCUUUUGUAUGUUAUAUUGUUUGUGUUAAUGUGUGACAUAUUUGCUUUGUUUUAUCACAGUUUGGAAAAACGGACACGCUCACCCGUACAGCAUAUCAUCGCUGUCAGGCGGAAUACUUGCAUCUUCAAAAUCCCUUCUUUUCAAGGGAAAAAAUAUAACCGUACUUGAGUUACCAAACACGGUAUCAUUCAAAUUGGUUUUAUAUUUUAUAUUGCUACCAUCAGCGAUUGGUUGGGGACCAGAUCAGGGUGUACCCCGGCUCUCGCCCGAAGGUAGCGGUGUUUGGCCCCACCACGCGGAACGGAACAUGGAUAAAUGAUUAUUGCUAUCAUAUACCUGUGCGCACAAACAUCAACACAACACCAAAUUGAUGUUGUGUUGAUUUUAGUGUAGUGUUACCAAUUGUGUUCAAAUGUUAAUUUAAUAUGCAAAAAAAAGCCAAUUGAUGAUACUGUCACUGAUUAAAAUGGUAGGACAAUGUGUGGACCCCAUAAUAACAAAUGAUUUUGCAACAUUAUCUUCCCAAAUUUUUAAUUUAAAAAAAUAUUUUUCAAAAGUCAUAAAGCCAUUAGUAAUGCAAUAAAUAAAACUGUGAGCUGACUUGAGUGUAAUAGUAAGAAAUGAAUCUGCACACACUGACCAAUUCUCCUGCACUGAUGCAUUGCGCCUUGAUAUUUUUUAACAAAAGGCUUACUUAAAUUUAGUAGUAUCGAUUUGUGAGAAAAUGUGGUGCUGGGGUUUCCGCCCGACAGCGACGAUAUUGAGUUGGUGUAGGUUAGGUCAGUCUUCUCACACAGUUACUUGAGAUAUAACCGCAAUACGAAGAACAGCUUUUAGUAUGAUUCAUAAAACCAUAAUAAUACAGGAAAUAAUUAUUUAAGCCCUCUCUGAUUUUGUAAAUUGACCCACUGGCAAAGACAUGAGCAGUCUAAAAUGGUUUAUUUUCACAGCGAUAAGAUAGAAUAUCUAAAAGAAAUUGAGAAUUAUAUUUUUAAAAGACAAAAUUUGAAUUUUAUUGAGUCAAACGAGCAAUUGAUCCCCAGCCAGUAAUAAAGAAUUAUACUUAGAAAACAAGUGCUCUCACUAUAAGAAAGUACAUGACUCCAAAUCUAAGCUUGUGAGCUAUAUGAAAGACACCUUUCUCAGCCUGUUGCUUUUAUAAAGACACCUGUCCACAGAAUCAAUCAAUCAAUCAGACAUCAACCUCUCCAUCAUUGUCAAGACCAAACAACCUUUUAAGGACAACAGGGACAAGAUUGUAGACCUGCAAACGUCUGGAAUGGCCUACAAGACCAUUGGCAAGAGGCUAGGUAAGAAGGAGACAACUGUUUGUGUGAUCAUUGGAAAAUGGAAGAAAAUAAAUGCCUGUCAGUCUCCCUUGGUCUGGGGUUCCUCACAAGAUUUCACCUUGUGGGGUAUCAAUGAUUUUGAGAAUGUUUAAGCAUUAGCCCAGAACCACAUGAGUUGACCUUGUUGAUAAUCUCAAGACACCUGGGGCCACAGGCAUCAGGAAAAAUAUUGCUAACACUAUGUUAUAAUGGAAACUUCAAAUGGGUUGUGGAUCCAUCUUCCAGCAUGGCCACGACCCAAAGCACACAGCCAAGGCAAUGAAAAAGUGGCUAAAGAAGAAGCACAUGAAAGUCAUGGAGUGGCCUCUCCAGUCUCUAGGCUCAAAUACCAUCUCUUGAUAGAGCUGAAGCUUCAAGUUGCCAAGGGACGAAACCUUCAGGAUUUGGAGAGUAUCUGCAAAGAGGAGAGGUUCAAAAUUCUUCCAGAAAUGUGCACAAACCUGGUGAUCAACGAGAGGAAAUAUUUGUCCUCUGUGCUUGGCAACAAGGGUUUCUCCCCCAAGUACCAAGAAAUGGGGGUCACAUACUUACAUAAUUUAAUUUUACAUUCAUCCAUUUUCCAAGCCACUUAUCCCCACAGGGUCACAGGAGUGCUGGAGUGUAUCUCAGGUAACUUUGGGCCAAAGGCAGCAUACACCUUGAAGUGGUUGCCAAUCAGUCACGGGACACAUAUAGACACCAUCAAUGAGUGGAAACCGAACCCACGCUGCCUGCACCAAAGUCAGGCGAGUUUACCACUACACCAAUUAUUUGAACAGUAUAUUGUUUUAUGUGAUUUUUCUUCAUUUUCUUUUAGAUAAUUGGUUUCUGUUAAAAUACACCGACGAUUAAAAUUAUUAACCAUCCAUGUCUUUGUCAGUAGGUAAAGGUACAAAAUCAGUGAGGGAUCAAUCAUUAUUUGGUCCAUUGUAUAAUGCAUGCAGUGGUACCUUGACAGUACACCAUACAAUUUCCCAUUGAGAUGACUAUUUGUAAUAAAUCCUUCCAGAUCCAAAACGAUUAAAACCUUUUUCAACCAUACUGCCAAUGUUUUUGAAAUAGCAAUUCAGCAUUGUGAAUUGUGAAACAAGUAUAAAAUUACAUUUUAUUACAUAACUCACACAUGAAACACUUGACCAAGUGGUAAACGUGGCAGCUAAAAUGUGAGAAGCUAUUCUCGCAGUCUAUACUUUCCCUCAGUGCGCCUUCUUUGUUCACAAAAAGCUGCUCGAUAGCGGCCGAGAGGCUUUUUAAGCAAAAAUAAGCAAACGGGAAUGAAACUUCAGUCACUAAACAUCACCUAGCAGCUACAUCUACUGGCAGUCAUCUGAGUGACAAUAUAACCCUUGCAAACACUGGUCUCAAGUUUUUGAACAACCUAAACCCUAAACCCUUACUUCCUGCUUAUGCUCGUGUUAUUCUUUUAGAAAAUGUCGCUAAGAAAAAAAAACUGUUCAGUUCUAAGUUGUUUUGCAUGACAUGAUGGUGUCACUUCCGAUGACUUUUGACGUGGCUUUCGGGUGAAAUUUCAGGAUCAACCUUAAAGCUCACUAUAAGCUACCUACCACCUACAACUACUUUCCUCACCUUCUCUAAAAUUUUGAUCUGUUGUUCAAGUUUUCAGUACUUUCUACACAACGUGCUAUUAGCUCAAACAAGAAACUGAAUGCCAAAAUUCACAGCAGGUGUUUGUUCUGCUAGAAUCAAUAGUCUGGUUCAGUUUGAAUUUUCAUCACUUUGUUGACAUCUUUCGAUGACACCUUACAAUUGAUCAAGAAGAAUUGGCCAUGAUGUUAAUGUGUCACCAAAAAGGUUGCAACAGAGAUCCUGGAAGGUAAUACUAGUGGCCGUCAUGUAAUUUUUUUUAUGGCUCACUCCUGUUGUGCAUUUUGACAUUCUGGUUCUUAUCAGAGAAGAGCAAGUUGUACAAGGAGUAUUGAAAGAAAACAAGCUCACCUGUAAAGGUUAUACUGCAUUUUAGGUUCAUCCGGAAAUUUCACCUGAAAUCCGAAUAUCCCCGACUUUUUGUGUGGAUUGUUGUCCAACAUUUGUACUUGUACAACUUUAUGGGUGCUUCAACUUCAAGGUACCACUGUAUAGUCAAAAGAAUACACAAUUUUUAAUUUUAAUUUAAAAUUUAGAGAGUAGAAUUUUGAUGUUAUGGGUGUACCUAAUAAAGUCUGUGGUAUAUUGUGAAUUUUAAAGUAUGUCUAAAACCUGAAAGCUAGCUAAUGUCUCUUCCAUUGCACAAAAAGAAUCAUCUGGUUGUCACAAGCAAAACUUACAGCAGACAUUUUUCCUUCCACUUUAGCCGUAACAUAUCAAACAUUGCAGUGGUGUGGCAAAGAGCAAGUUGGGAACAGUCAAAUAACUGCCAAGUGAUUAUGAUCUGGGCAACUCUGUCCUGUCAGCCCAUCUUGCCUUUUGCAUUUUCAAGUGCGUAAGUCGUGUUUUUCUACAUUUGAUUCCCAUUUCAUCACAGUCAUACCUUGAAAUGAGUGUCUGGGAGAUUACUCCCUUCAUCAAGCUAUCUGACCGCAAACUGUCAUAAGAUGUUCACUGAACACUGCGCGUACUGAAUAGACACUGCAGAAGGUUAAUACAAGUUAGCUCCAGCCCUUUGUUUUGCAGACAUGCUUUGUACUACAGUACAGUGUACAAGCAGAUACAGUACAUUACAUUGGACUGGCUCAGCAACUCAUUUAGCCAUGCACAGUCGUUAGGAUUAUUCAUAUUUUGCAGUGCUUCUGGAAAAGAUUCAGAAGAUCAAAUAGUUGGGAGUUCCUUUUGGCAUUAUCUUUUAAAUAUACCAGUGAUUUCUCUGGAUCCUUUGCUGUCAUCUCUGAUACUAACUUGUUGACCACAAGCUUGAUUAUCACGUUUUAUGGUGUGGAGCUGGGUUUGUGUUACCAAAAUCUAGAAAUAAAUGAAUAAAGAUUAUUUUUGUAUUUUGAAACAGAUGUUUCAUUGUUAUAUUGUGAUCUAAUAAAUCAGAACGCUGGUUCUCAUACUUGUUUCAUGGAUCUCGCCUUGUUUUAUAUUUCUCUGCGUCCAGAGGCAAAAAACAUUUGCUAGUGUCACGUCUUUUGACCGUCAUUUCUGUUUCAACACAAUUAUCUAAAAUCAUGUAAAAUGGCUUCAUUCAACUUCCGAAUGGACGCAGCAAAAGUCAAGGGAGUCCCUUUAAAGCAUGACUGAAAACCAACGAUGAAGAAAUACA